UGCAUCCUCAAACUUUCCCCUCUAAGUGUUAAAGUUGAAUAAGGGAAAGAAAAGGAUGAAAAUGUUACCGGCAAUUCUUGCCUCUUUUGCUCUUAUCAUAAGCUGCUUUUGGGGGUUUCCUCAAGUGGCAAUGGCUGGCCAUGGACCUGUCACACGACACUACAAGUUUGAUAUUCGUCUCCAAAAUGUAACUCGAUUGUGCCACACAAAGAGCAUGGUGACAGUCAACGGAAAGUUCCCCGGCCCUCCCAUUCAUGCUCGAGAAGGUGACAGGGUGGUAGUAAAAGUGGUAAAUCAUGUCUCCAACAAUAUCACUAUCCAUUGGCAUGGAAUUAGACAACUCCGUAACGGAUGGGCCGAUGGGCCGGCAUACAUAACUCAAUGCCCGAUCCAAACAGGGCAUAGCUAUGUAUACAAUUUCACCAUUGUUGGUCAGAGAGGAACUCUUUUUUGGCAUGCUCACAUUUCUUGGCUAAGGGCCUCACUCUAUGGGGCAAUUAUCAUCCUUCCUAAGAAGAACACUUCUUAUCCCUUCCCUAAACCACAUCAAGAAGUCCCCAUUAUCUUUGGUGAAUGGUGGAACUCAGAUACAGAAACAGUGAUCAAACAAGCGCUUCAAACUGGAGGUGGACCAAAUGUUUCUGAUGCAUACACCAUCAAUGGACUUCCUGGUCCAUCGUACAACUGCUCUGUAAAUGAAACGUUCAAGCUGAAAGUCAAACCAAGAAAGACAUAUCUGCUCCGCUUGAUAAACGCAGCACUGGAGGAAGAGCUCUUCGUCACCAUCGCCAACCACUCCGUCACCGUGGUUGAAGCCGACGCGCUCUACGUCAAACCGUUCCUCACGCGCACGCUCGUGAUAUCACCGGGACAGACCAUGAACGUCCUCCUCAAAGCAAAGUCAAACCCCCAAAAGUCAACCUUCGCCAUCGCGGUCGGACCAUACUUCGCAGGUCAAGGCACGUUUGACAAUUCCACGGGAGUCGGACUUGUGGAGUAUGACAUCCCGCAGGCCCAGUCUCGGUCAAACAGGACCGUUGACCGCCUCUCUCUGCCGCCUCUUCCUCCCGUCAACAGCACGACUUUCGUGCAGAGUUUCGCCGGAAAGCUGCGGAGUUUGGGCAGUUCGGAGUUCCCUGCAAAUGUUCCACAGACAGUGGAUAAGAAUUUCUUCUUCACCGUAGGCCUUGGAACUACUCCUUGCCCUAAAAACCAGACUUGCCAGCAGGGGCCCACCAAUGUCACAAAAUUUGCAGCUUCUGUGAACAAUGUGUCUUUUACUACACCCACAACAGCACUUCUCCAAGCCCAUUACUUCAAGAAUUCUAAUGCUCAAGUCUUCACAACUGAUUUCCCAAGCCUCCCUCUAGUGCCCUUCAACUACACUGGCACUCCUCCCAACAACACCAUGGUGGCUAAGGGCACUAAGCUGGCGGUGGUUCCCUUCAACGCCACCGUCGAACUGGUGUUGCAGGACACUAGCAUUAUCAGUGCAGAAAGCCAUCCCCUUCACCUUCAUGGACACAACUUCUAUGUUGUCGGGAGUGGGUUCAGCAACUUUGAUCGGAAGAAAGAUCCGGCCAAGUACAACCUUGUAGAUCCCGUUGAGCGAAACACGAUCAGUGUUCCGGCCGGUGGUUGGGUCGCUCUCCGCUUCCGAGCUGAUAAUCCUGGAGUUUGGUUUAUGCAUUGUCAUUUGGAGGUGCAUCUGAGCUGGGGGUUGAAGAUGGCAUGGAUUGUUCAGGAUGGAAACCUUCCUCACCAGAAGAUACUUCCACCACCUUCUGAUCUUCCCAAGUGUUGAUUAACCAGUCACGUCAUUGUUGUUUGAUUAUAUUGAGCGUGCAUGCAUUUCCUCAAAAGAAAAAAUGGUGUUUAUAAUUUGUAUUAGGUAGUAUAUAUCUUUUUGUUCCAUCAUUAUUUGGAAGUAUGUGAUGGUGAUUGAGCUUUUGGAGAUUAUACUCGAAAUAAAGCAAAGGGACAACAAAAUUGGAAAGUGUGAUAUUGGUUUUGUACAAUUGUACUUCGGUUCUCUACUUUUUUCAAUGAGUAAUAAGAUAGAUAACAUGUUUAUCCAUUGUUUAAUUA
Messenger RNA from Cuscuta europaea, 2088 nucleotides. Lineage: Eukaryota; Viridiplantae; Streptophyta; Magnoliopsida; Solanales; Convolvulaceae. The record is from the annotation of a GenBank genome assembly.